AUGGCAGAAACACGGUGGCCGUGGACCGUCAGGCACGAUACCGACAUCGACUCUGCCUAUGAAGAUGAAGAGGAGCGAUCCGACUAUACUGCUUCUCUGUCAUCCUCUGUUCUCAACUUCCGCCAAGAGAAUAGCAGACAGUAUCAUAGCGAUGACCGCUACGACGACGACGAAUGCGACCGUCUCGACAUGCUCCAUGAACUGUUCUUGGUAAUGACAGAAGAAAAACUGUUUCUCGCGCCGAUUGGACCCUCCCCGCAGCGGGUUCUGGAUCUGUGUACGGGGACAGGUAUCUGGGCGAGUGACUUUUUUGAUCAAUUCCCUUCUGUGGAGGUCAUCGGUAACGAUCUGAGCCUGAAGAUGUCUCAGCCAGAUGAGGGAUACUCAGACGAAUAUGCCAUUAUCCGACCACCCAACCUGAAGUUUAUCGUCGAAGAUGUCGAGGAGGAAUGGCAAUAUGAAAGCAAUCAUUUCGACUUUAUCCAUGCCCGAGGAUUGCUCUUCUCGAUCAGAAACAUGGAGAGACUGAUUCAGCAAGCGUACAACUGCACCAAACCCGGCGGAUGGGUCGAAUUCCAAGACUGGGAUCCCACCAUCUACUCCGACGACGGAUCCACCGCGGGUUCAACCAUCGAGAGAUACUACACUACAAUCUGCGACGCAUAUGAAAAGGCCGGAUACUGUGCCAAGCCAGGGCCCUCGCUGGAGCGGUGGUUUCGUCAGGCUGGGUUUGUCGACAUUCAAGUGACGAAAUACCGCAUUCCGCUGGGAUCUUGGCCGGAAGAUAGAUAUCAUCAAAAGCUCGGAACACGGAACUUGGUGCAGCUUGAAACAGGCGGUCUCGAGGCGAUGGCGACGGCAGUGCUAACACAACACGAAGGGUGGUCAGCCGAGCAAGUCAAUGACCUGAUCGCUCAGACGAACAGGGAUGCGAGGAACGAGCACAUCCACGGGCUUUUUGACUUGUACGUUGCCUCUUAUACUUAUACUACACAAGAGGGGAGAUCUGACAGGAUCAUCCAGCUACAUUGUUUAUGGACGAAAGUCAGAAUGACAGGGAUAAGACUGGCUGGAUUGCACUUGGGAAAGAAAGGAAUAUCGUGA
Molecule: messenger RNA, 1104 nt
Organism: Rasamsonia emersonii CBS 393.64
Lineage: Eukaryota; Fungi; Ascomycota; Eurotiomycetes; Eurotiales; Trichocomaceae
Exons: 8
Coding region: 1-1104 (367 amino acids)
Molecular function (GO): methyltransferase activity
Source: RefSeq, a predicted model, not a curated record